Molecule: messenger RNA, 4145 nt
Organism: Nanorana parkeri
Lineage: Eukaryota; Metazoa; Chordata; Amphibia; Anura; Dicroglossidae
Gene: ARHGEF4
Product: Rho guanine nucleotide exchange factor 4
Exons: 13
Coding region: 34-3768 (1244 amino acids)
Biological process (GO): intracellular signal transduction
Molecular function (GO): protein binding; guanyl-nucleotide exchange factor activity
Source: RefSeq, a predicted model, not a curated record
CCCAAGGCAAAUGAUAGAGAGGAACAAUCAAGCAUGGAUCUUAUAGUUUCACCAAAUGCUCCUCCACAUGUUUUGUAUAGUGAAGAAAGUUCAGACGGUUCAGAUAAUCAAGAAUUCAGUUUCUCAGAUGAUGACCUUGAUGAUGAAAAGGAAUGUAAUGACUCAUUCUAUAAAGAAAGUAAUAUGGAGGACACUUUGUCACCUACACAAGCAUCCAUUUAUGGAAAGAAUGGAGCAGCAGAGAACACAAACAUGUCUUCCGCUGCCAGGUCAAAUCUGAAUGAAAAAACUACCUCUAUUAACUCUAAUGGCACUGAAAAUGAAGAUAACUGUGAAAAGUGUGAGCAAUCUAGGAACAGCAUAAAGUUGGAAGAUGACACAAUCGCACAUAUAGGCAGUGGGCAUUCAGUUUUGUCUCCUGUUUCUGAGAUACCAGAAGAGGCCUCUGAUCCAGUCAAACUGGAAAAUAACACAGAGAUAAAUGAUAGUGUUAAGCCACCAGAAAUAAAAAGCAACACAGAAUGUAAACCUCUGCAAUCCCUUAAGCCCCCAAUUUUAAGUGCUAGACAUUUGACAAAUGUAUGCAAAGAGGACCAGAACUCAGACUUAUCUGAUGAUGAACUAUUUGAAAAUAAUUUUCUGUAUAACAGAAGUAUGAGAAAGGCCUCAGGACCUGGAAGAAUAGAUAUAGAUAAUUUCACUAGACUCAGAUGCAAUAUGCCAAUUGUCAGUAUUCCACAACCUACUGAGGUACCACAAAACAAUGACCUACCCAAGCCACAGUGUGAAAGCAAUGACAUGAAGAGCAAUAAAAAUGUAGAGGGCAAAGGGUUAAAAGACAGGUUGUCUUGGGCUCAUAAAUCUUUCUCCAGUCUUUUCGAUUUUAAAAAUCUAGAAAAAGAAAAUGUAACUCAACAAACAGAGCCUGACAGCAAAGAAGAAAAGAAAAAGAUCAGAGCUCAUCAAAUGUCUUGGAGAGCACUACGAAAAAACAAGGAAAGAGAUUCGCUCAAAAGACUUAGUGUGCUAAAUUUGUCAACACAUGCCAUUAGCCCAAACCAGCCAAGGAAACCUUCUACAGAGAAGUUGGAACCUGGGACUGAAAACUCAUCAGUGGUUCCAGACCUGCUUAGUAGCUCUCCUGCUGAGGUAAAGGAGAUUAACUGCACAGAAUCUAACAGUGACAAAGGUACAACCACAGACUCAAAAAACCUUAGAACUGAUGAUGUAGAUAAUAGAAGCCCUCAGAAGUGUGGGGCAAAUGCAAGGACUUCAUUUGAUCAGGCUAUAAGCUCCUCAACAGUUAACACAAAUGAACAGUCUUUAAUGGGCAAGCAUUCACCCACUAUGUCUUAUUCUAACAUAUUCUUAAGUUCUGAUCUAAACUCCAUGCCUUGUCGACCCAUGAGCCCAAAACCACAGAGCCAAUGGCCUACUUAUCAACGUAAAAGUUUGCGUAAUUCCAGGGCCAGUGCUACCUCUAUGUCUUCUCUUGGAAACUGCUCUCCAUUGGAAGGUUAUUUGGACUCAAAAGAAGCAUCCACAGGGUUUAAGCCUUGGCAAGUAAGCUCUUUGGAAAAUGAGUUACAAAAGGAGGACAGUGGCAUCAGCAGCCAGUCUCAGGCUAGCAUAUAUACUGCUUCUUCAACAAGUGAUAUACUACGUGAUGAAGAUAAUAGACCAACUCAAACAACAGCUAUAAAGAUGCCAAGAGAGAAAAUACUCCAGAAGAAGAAGACCUCUGAGAUGCUGGUUUUCACUUUCCCAAACACCGACACAACCAAUAAAGCAUCCACAAUACCCCUGCUGGCCUCUGCUGGAUGCAGGAAGGACUCAGAGAAAAGAAAGCCUCACUCCACACUCUUCAGAAGCUUCAGCUGUGAUGACCUAUGGGUAAAUCAGACAAAGCAGUCAAUGAAUGUAAACAAGUCAGGAAUCUCUAUUCCAGCACAAAGCCCAAUGAAGAACACACAAGUAAGAAUAAAUAGAAGCAAGUCCACCAUACCAUAUGAAAUAUUUCGCUUCCUCCCAUUGAGGCUACACUCCUUUUCCCAGAGCACACCAACCAGGCUAGAUCUUGUGGGUUGUGGCAGACGAGUUAUAUUUCCGGUGAUUACAGAUGGCUCCCUGGACAGACCAUCUCUCAUGGAUGACUUGGGAAGUGAUGAGGAUCUCUAUGAAGAUUUACAUGUUUCCAGCCACCGGUUUGGUGGAGGGGGAGAGCAGCUGGCAAUAAAUGAGCUGAUCAGUGAUGGCAACGUGGUGUAUGCAGAAGCACUGUGGGACCAUGUCACUAUGGAUGACCAGGAGCUUGGCUUCAAGGCUGGAAGUGUCAUUGAAGUGAUGGAUGCCACAAACAAAGAGUGGUGGUGGGGGAGGAUCCAAGACAGUGAAGGAUGGUUCCCUGCAAGCUUUGUACGACUCCGCGUGAACCAGGAUGAACUGCUAGAUGAGUAUUCCAGUAAGCCUGGAGACAAGGAACAGUAUCCCAGGAAUGUCUUGCGGCGUCACGGUUUUGGCCCAACAAACAAGGACCAAAUGAGAACCAAUGUUAUAAACGAGAUCUUGAACACCGAGAAGGACUACAUCAAGCAUCUGAAGGACAUUUGUGAGGGUUACAUCAAGCAGUGUCGUAAAAGAGCGGACAUGUUCACAGAGGAGCAGCUGUGGACUAUUUUUGGGAACAUCGAAGACAUCUACAAGUUCCAGAAGAAAUUUCUGAAGACUCUGGAAAAACGAAUUAACAAGGAGUCUCCGCAUUUGAGUGAGAUUGGUUCCUGCUUUCUGCAGUAUCAAACCGAUUUUCAGAUCUACUCAGAGUACUGCAACAACCAUCCGAACGCUUGCACGGAACUUUCCAAACUCUGUAAAGUGAAGAAGUAUGGCUAUUUCUUUGAGACAUGUCGCCUAGUACAGAAGAUGAUAGAUAUAUCUCUGGAUGGAUUCCUACUGACACCAGUGCAGAAAAUCUGCAAAUAUCCCUUACAGCUGGCCGAGCUUCUCAAGUAUACAAACCCCCAGCACAGGGAUUUUGCAGAUGUGGAAGCAGCACUGAAUGCCAUGAAAAAUGUGGCUAAACUGAUCAAUGAGCGGAAGAGAAGAUUAGAAAACAUUGAUAAGAUAGCCCACUGGCAGAGUGCUAUAGAAGACUGGGAGGGGGAAGACAUUCUGACAAGUAGCUCGGAACUCAUCCACUCUGGAGAAUUAACCAAGAUCUCACAGCUGCAAUCAAAGGGGCAACAGCGAAUAUUCUUUCUUUUUGAUCAUCAGAUUGUCUACUGCAAAAAGGACAUUCUGAGACGGGAUAUUUUAUAUUAUAAAGGAAAGAUCAACAUGGAUGACAUGGAAGUCAUUAACGUGGAGGAUGGUAAAGACAAGGACUUCAACAUUACUGUGAAAAAUGCAUUUAAGCUGCAGAGUAAAGUCUCUGAUGAGGUUCACCUUUUCCUGGCAAAGAAACCCGAACAGAAGCAGCGCUGGCUGCAGGCUUUCGAAGAAGAGAAGAAGCAAGUACUUCAAGAUCAGCAGACAGGUUUCAGCAUCAGUGAAAUUCAGAGGAAACAAGCAAUGAUUAAUGCCCACAAACCACACCCUGCAGGAAAGCCAAAAGCCAUUAAUCGGACAUACUAUGAUUUCUGGAUGAGGCAAAAGCAUCCCACGUUGCCCGCCAACCUCCCCCAGCAACAAGUCUUCAUGCUUGCUGAACCCAAGCGCAAACCCUCCAACUUCUGGCAGAACAUCAGCCGGCUGACUCCUUUCCGAAAAUAAAAAGCAGCUUUGUGUUCUGCUCUUGCCUCCUGUACAAAGAAAGCACUUUACUCACAGAUGACAAGAAGUGCCCGUGCCUGGGACUCCUACUUUUCCUCUUACAGGGCAUGGUGCUGGCUGGUACAUUACAGUAUAUUUAUUUUUUAAAAAGAGUUGGACAUAUUUUCCAUGUUUUGCUCUUGCUGCCGCCUCUGCCCAGGUCAAGUGGCCCAUCCGGAAGUGUUGUAGUUUUUUUGCUGUUCAUGUAAUAGACUGUAUGUUUGUUUGUUUUUACACUGUUUACCGACAUAAUCUUUUAUAAACUACUACUGACAAUAUACAAUGGAUACCUAGGUUAAAAUUGCUGUAGCAGGCCUCAGAGUUUCAGGACAGUCUGU